UCGCCCGUCUGCAUUCCUCGUCCUGCUCUUUGCUGUGCUGUGCAUCUUCCCCCCAACACCCAAAACCACACAAUAUAGGUACGUCGCAGCACCCGGGGCGCCGCUCCUGCCUGCUCUGCGGUCCCCCUCCACUCCACACCACUCUCCCGAUCCUCGCCCCUCACAAGCUCCUGCCGUAGCGCCGUCGUCGUCUCGGGAUUAUCGUCGGGUGUCCACACCGCGUGUUUCUGAAUCUUCGCGCCUGCCGCUGCUCUUCAUCUUCUGCCCACUGUCUCUUCUCUCCGCGAACUGCCUACUCACGCCCGCUGCAGUCUGACGCCGCACACUUGACACACCUGCAACAUGUCUGCCAAAUCCAUCCUCGAGGCCGACGGCAAGGCCAUCCUCAACUACCACCUCACCCGCGCCCCUGUCAUCAAGCCCACUCCUCUGCCCGCCUCGUCGACACACAACCCUCCGCCCAAGCUCGCGUCGCUGUACUUUGCAGCCGACGCCGACAUCAAGGGUGUGCUCGACCAGGCCGAGGUCACAUACCCGUGGCUGCUGGCUCCCGGCGCCAAGUUCGUUGCAAAGCCAGAUCAGCUGAUCAAAAGGCGAGGCAAGAGCGGUCUGCUGGCCCUGAACAAGCCCUGGGCGGAGGCUCGCGACUGGAUCGAGGCGAGGGCAGGAAAGGCACAGAAGGUCGAGACAGUCGACGGCGUCCUGAGGCAGUUCCUGGUCGAGCCCUUCGUCCCCCACCCCCAGGACACCGAGUACUACAUCAACAUCAACUCCGUGCGCGAGGGUGACUGGAUCCUCUUCACCCACGAGGGUGGUGUCGAUGUUGGUGAUGUCGAUGAGAAGGCUGAGAAGCUUCUCAUCCCCGUCGACCUGACGGAAUACCCUUCCAACGAGGAGAUUGCUGCUACUCUCCUGAAGAAGGUGCCCCAAGGUGUUCACAAUGUCCUCGUUGACUUCAUCUCGAGGCUGUACGCUGUCUACGUCGACUGCCAAUUCACCUACCUCGAGAUUAACCCUCUCGUCGUUAUCCCCAACGAGGACAAGACCUCUGCUGAGGUUCACUUCCUUGACCUUGCUGCCAAGCUCGAUCAGACUGCUGAGUUCGAGUGCGGUGCUAAGUGGGCUAUUGCUCGCAGCGCAAAGGCUCUCGGCAUCCCAGUUGCUCCCUCCAAGGACACCAAGACUACCAUCGAUGUCGGUCCCCCGAUGGAGUUCCCUGCUCCCUUCGGUCGUGAGAUGAGCAAGGAGGAGGCUUACAUCGCUGAGAUGGAUGCUAAGACUGGUGCGUCCCUCAAGCUCACCAUCCUCAACGCAACUGGCCGCGUCUGGACCCUCGUUGCCGGUGGUGGUGCUUCCGUCGUCUACGCCGAUGCCAUUGCCUCUGCUGGUUUCGCCGGUGAGCUCGCCAACUACGGUGAGUACUCUGGUGCUCCCACAGAGACACAGACUUUCCACUACGCACGAACAGUGCUUGACCUCAUGCUCCGUGCUCCCCAGCACCCUGAGGGCAAGGUCUUGUUCAUCGGUGGUGGUAUUGCCAACUUCACCAACGUUGCCUCGACCUUCAAGGGUGUCAUCCGCGCCCUGAGGGAAGUCGCUGGUUCCCUGAACGAGCACAAGGUCCAGAUCUGGAUCCGUCGUGCUGGUCCCAACUACCAGGAGGGUCUCAAGAACAUCAAGAACGUCGGUCAGGAGCUCGGCCUCAACAUGCACGUCUACGGCCCUGAGAUGCACGUAUCAGGUAUCGUACCUUUGGCGCUCAUCCCUGGAAAGACAACGGACAUCAAGGAGUUCUCUGGUUAAGCGUGCAAUUUGUAACAUAGGAGCUUAUGGAUCACGGCUAGACAAAGAGUAACGUUUGGGGAGCGUGCAUGGAGUAUUUGUUUGGGCGAACUUGUUGCUGACGCCGAGACUUUGUCGAGCCUAGAGUAGGCGGGCAGCUCUGAAAUAUAAGAUUUAAUACUUCUCUCACACCGCGCUCAUUGCUCACGCUCGUGCGGUCUGGUGCAUUUAAAGAUUGCAAGGCCUUUGCCGGGUUUGUAUGAACUGUUGCUUCAGCCAAAGUAUAUCACGUCUUUGGUAGCCCAAGACGCG
Molecule: messenger RNA, 2094 nt
Organism: Didymella exigua CBS 183.55
Lineage: Eukaryota; Fungi; Ascomycota; Dothideomycetes; Pleosporales; Didymellaceae
Product: ATP-citrate synthase (ATP-citrate (pro-S-)-lyase)
Exons: 3
Coding region: 343-1803 (486 amino acids)
Biological process (GO): tricarboxylic acid cycle; succinyl-CoA metabolic process
Cellular component (GO): succinate-CoA ligase complex
Molecular function (GO): succinate-CoA ligase (ADP-forming) activity
Source: RefSeq, a predicted model, not a curated record